CUACAGUAAAUGUCAGCACAAGGAGGUAAGUGCUGUCGAGAGUGUCAUUUCUUAGCGAUACUUUGUCGAAGGAGGUUCGUUGCUUGAAGUCGUCAUGAAGGAACCUGUGUUCAGAACGGAAUCAACCCUAACCUUUUAUGUCAAUGGAAAAAAGGUGGUUGAUAACAACGUGGACCCAGAAUGGACUUUACUUUACUAUCUAAGAAAUAAGCUGCGUCUGUGUGGCACAAAGCUCGGCUGUGGCGAAGGAGGCUGCGGAGCCUGCACUGUUAUGGUCUCCAGGUACGAUCGUGUCAAAGAAAAAGUUAUUCACCUAGCAGUCAAUGCGUGUUUGGCGCCUGUGGCCUCCAUGCAUGGACUUGCUGUCACAACUGUGGAAGGCAUUGGCAGCACCAAGACAAAGCCACAUCCUGUGCAGAAAAGGAUAGCAGAGGCCCAUGGCUCACAGUGUGGUUUCUGUACCCCAGGAAUUGUUAUGUCUAUGUACACACUACUCAGAAACUUGCCCAAACCCACAAUGAAGGACAUGGAAAUAGCUUUCCAAGGCAAUCUGUGUAGGUGCACUGGUUAUCGUCCAAUUAUUGAAGGAUUUAGCAGUUUCACUGAAGACUGGGAACAGAACCAAGCCAUGUACAACAACAAACUGAUUAAUGGGUUGAGUAAUGGUAAUGGAUGUGCAAUGGGAGACCAGUGUUGCAAGAACAAGUUUAAUGGAGUGACAAGCAAUGGUGGCUGCACUAGGGAUGAGGAAGUACUCUUCAGUAAAACAGAAUACACACCAUAUGAUCCAACACAGGAGCCAAUUUUCCCUCCAGAACUCAGAAUGGAUUCAAGUUUUGAUUCUCAGUAUUUAAUUAUUAAGGGGAAGAGAGCAACAUGGUAUCGUCCUACAAAGUUAGAUGAUCUAUUGCUCCUGAAAUCAGAAUAUCCUGAAGCUCGCAUAGUUGUUGGAAAUACUGAAGUUGGUGUAGAAGUGAAAUUUAAAAAUAUGGUGUACCCAGUUCUCAUCCAGCCAAACCAAAUUCCAGAACUAAUAUCUGUUUCUAUGAACAGUACUGGGCUUAGGAUUGGCGCUGCAGUCACAUUGAAUAACAUGGAACAGGCUUUAAGGAAUGAAAUAGAGUUACAACCAGAACACAAGACUAGAAUUUUUUUGGCCAUUGUCAACAUGCUGUACUGGUUUGCUGGAAAACAGAUAAGGAAUGUUGGGGCUGUAGGUGGAAACAUUAUGACAUCAAGUCCAAUUUCUGACCUCAACCCAAUCUUCUGUGCUGCAGGAUGCCACCUGGAGUUACAUAGCAAAGAGAAUGGCAUAAGAUAUGUUAAAAUGGAUGAAACAUUUUUCACUGGCUAUAGGAGAACAGUUGUGAAACCUGUUGAAGUUUUGGUUUCAAUUAUCAUUCCAUACACUGAGAAGGAGCAGUACUUUUAUGCAUACAAACAAGCUAAAAGACGAGAUGAUGAUAUUGCUAUUGUUAAUAUGGCUGCCAAUGUGGAAUUUAAUCCAGGGACAAACACCAUUAAGGACAUCAGCCUUGCAUUUGGUGGAAUGGCACCUACCACUGCCCUGGCAAUGAAAACCAAAAGCAAGCUUGUUGGAAGGCAGUGGAAUGAAGAGACACUUGAAGAAGCAUAUUCAGGUUUAAUUGAAGAUUUGCCACUAAACCCAGGUGCUCCUGGUGGCAUGAUUCAGUAUCGCAGAUCUCUCACAUUGAGCCUGUUUUUCAAAGCAUACCUUGCUAUCAUGAACAAUUUGGAUCAGAAUAAGGUUCCUGAGGUACAGAAAUUGCCAGACAAAUACCAGAGUGGAUCCAGUGGCUUCCACAGCAAGACACCAAAGAGCUCUCAGUAUUUUCAAGUGGUACCAGCAGAUCAAAAGGAUACAGAUCUUGUUGGAAGGCCAACUGUACAUAAAUCAGCUUUCAAACAAGCUACAGGGGAAGCUGUAUAUUGUGAUGACAUGCCAUACUUUGAGAAUGAGCUUUACCUGGCUCUGGUGUUGAGUUCUCGAGCACAUGCUGAAAUUGUGUCUAUCGAUGCAAGCAAAGCACUAUCCUUAGAGGGAGUCCAUGCAUUCUUCUCAGCCAAGGAUCUACAAGAGCCACAAUUUCGAAAUUGCCAUGGGAUCAUUCAUGAUGAUGAAGUUUUUGCAGCAGGAAAAGUAACAACUCAGGGACAAGUUAUUGGAGCAGUGGUAGCUGUUGACCAGAUAAUAGCUCAGCGUGCAGCUAAACUUGUUCGAGUGGAAUACAAGGACCUGAAACCUGUGAUAAUUACUAUUGAGGAUGCAAUUAAGAAUGAAUCUUUCUUCCCUGGCUGUCCCAAAGAAAUAUGUCGAGGAGAUGUGGAUGCAGCUUUUAGGAAUUCUGACCACAUUAUAGAAGGAGAAGCUCGGAUGGCUGGACAAGAGCACUUCUACUUAGAAACGCAUUGCACAAUCGCAGUUCCAAAGGGUGAAGAUGAUGAAAUAGAGCUGUUUUGUUCUACACAGAAUCCAACAGAGACACAGAAAGUGACAGCAGAAGUUCUUGGUAUUAAGAGCAACCGAGUGGUUUGCCGAGUGAAGCGAAUGGGUGGGGGUUUUGGUGGAAAGGAGACUCGGAUGCUGGUCGUUUCUGUCCCUGUAGCAGUGGCCGCAUACAAGUUAAAUCGGCCUGUUCGUUGCAUGCUAGACAGAGAUGAAGAUAUGAUGAUAUCAGGAACACGUCAUCCAUUUCUUGGAAAAUACAAAAUUGGAUUUACAAAGAAGGGGAAGAUUACAGCUUGCGACAUUAAAUUAUACAAUAAUGCUGGUCAUACUUUGGACUUGUCUGGCCCUGUUAUAGAGAGAGCCAUGUUCCAUUUUGAAAAUGCAUAUUAUAUUCCAAAUGCUAGAGUUAGAGGUUAUAUCUGCAAGACCAAUCUGCCUUCUAACACUGCAUUCAGGGGAUUUGGAGGACCACAAGGAAUGUUUUUUGCAGAAAAUAUGAUAAGACACAUUGCAUCAUAUUUGGAAAAGGAUCCACUUGAAAUUUCUUCAAUGAAUCUAUACAAAGAAGGUGACACAACUCAUUACAAUCAGCCCCUGGAGCACUGCACUGUGCGGAGAUGUUGGGAUGAAUGUCUGGAGAGAGCAGACUAUAACAGUAGGAAGAUGAAGGUUGAUGAAUUUAACAGGCAGAACCGAUGGAAGAAACGAGGAAUGAGUGUAGUUCCAACAAAAUUUGGCAUAUCUUACACACUGCUAUUCCUGAACCAGUCCGGAGCACUGGUGCUCAUAUAUGAUGAUGGUUCUGUGCUUGUUAGCCAUGGAGGCACAGAAAUGGGGCAGGGACUGCAUACAAAAAUGAUACAAGUGGCCAGCAGGGCUCUUGAUAUUUCUGCAGAUUUCAUCCACAUUGCAGAAACAUCAACUGAUAAAGUACCAAACACAUCAGCUACUGCAGCCAGUUGUGGCUCCGAUUUGAAUGGAAUGGCAGUCUUGGAUGCUUGUGAAACACUUCGUAAAAGAUUGGAACCAUUCAAAGCGGCAAACCCAAAAGGCAAAUGGGUAGACUGGGUAAGGGCAGCAUACUGUGAACGAGUCAGUCUCUCAGCUACUGGAUUCUACAGUACACCUGGCAUUGGAUAUGACAUUUCAAAAAAUGAAGGCAUUCCUUUCAAAUACUUCACAUAUGGUGCAGCAUGUUCAGAAGUUGAGAUAGACUGCCUGACAGGUGAUCAUCAGGUGCUGAGAACUGACAUUGUGAUGGACCUUGGGGACAGCCUGAACCCUGCCAUUGAUGUGGGCCAGGUGGAAGGCGGUUUCAUGCAAGGGUAUGGUCUGUUCACAUUGGAAGAAAUGGUGUACUCAUCAAGUGGCAUAGUUUUUGCACGAGGACCUGGUGUUUACAAGAUACCAGGAUUUGCAGACAUACCCUCAGAGUUCAACGUUUCAUUACUGAAAGGUGCACCAAAUAAGCAUGCUGUGUAUUCCUCAAAGGCUGUUGGUGAACCACCCCUAUUUCUGGCUUCAUCAAUUUUCUUUGCACUCAAAGAAGCUAUCACAGCUGCCAGAGCAGAGAGAGGGUUGAAGGGAACUUUUAAACUUGAUUCUCCAGCUACAGCAGCUCGUAUCCGGAUGGCUUGUGAUGAUGAAAUCACUGCUAAGUUUCCUGAACCAGCUGCAGACUCAUUCACUCCAUGGAAUGUAGUGCCGUGAUCUUGCCAGUUGGCUGCUGCUGAAUUAAAAUUUGGAACUGGAGAAAAGAGAGAUAAAAGCUAAUAAUACAAAAUUAUUUGAAAAGAAAUUGAACCCCUUUUCAUUAUUUGAUUAGUUCUUAUCGAGAUUCCAGUGGUUAAUGAAACCUGGUGUUUUAUGAUUAAUGUAACAGCAAAAUAGCGGUGUUUUCCAAGGACUGGUACUUGGUCUGUCUCGCAUUGUUUUAUACAAGUAAUAGUCUGUAAAUCUAAUUAUUACCAGCACAUCAAUACAUGUAGUGAAGUCUUGUUGGGUGAUCAGCUGUUUGAGGAUGGAGUUAUGCGAAGCUUCAGAGACUGUCCCAAAACACUGGAUAUUAAUUCUUUUCUAUUGUGACUGAGGGCCCAAAAGACUUCUUUGCAUUCAUUUGCUAUGAAAUCUUCAAAUCCUAUAUAUCUAUACAUGUUUAUUAAUAAUAUAAAAAUAAAUUACUUAACAUUGUGUAAUAGUAAAAUUAUCCAUAAGGUCAUAUGAAAUAAUCUGUCUACAAUGUUUAUUUACAAUAUACAGAUUAGUACCAUUAUAUAAUAAAAGUAUGUACACGGGCAUAUGAAAUAAUUCAAAAUUCAUAUUGUCAAGCAGCAUAUGACAGAAAGACAAGUAAUCAUAAUUGACUUGUAUGGUGAUAUGUCUAUGCAAAAAUAGUAACAGUGUUCAGCUCAUGUUAUUUAUUUAAUUUAUAAGGAAGUUAAAAAUUAAAAUAGUUAUUACUGAAAUAUUAGCCAGUUUCCUUAAGAAUUAUUUUUCAAUUGUGGUGCCAAAAACAUUAUUUUGAGUUAUGUGAUUUUUAACAUAAAUCAUGCAAUAUAUAUAUUUUUUUAAAAAACAGUUAUAACACAACAUUUUCAGCAUAUCAAUAGCUUCUUUAUAAUCCUGAGUCAUCUCGUGCUCUAUUUUGAUGUUUUGUGUUGUAUGGUAGACCUGAAAUUUUUAUUUCUACCCACUGUAGAGCUUGUAUGCCAACAGAACUGUAUGAAUCUGAAUCUGUAAUUUUCAUACUUUUGAUAAAGAAGUAUCACUUCUGGACUCAUUAACACAAAUGUCCCCCACUUCAACAUAACAGCUGCUUUAAUAUUUCACAAUAACAGAAUAAUAGGCACAUUUAAUGAUCACAGUUUCUGUCAGAACUAACACCUAAAAAUAAUCUGGGGCACUCUACUGUUAGAUUAUCUUCUGAAUAAGUAAGACUAGCAGUAGCAAUGACAUGAAUUCUGAAACUUUAAUUAAAUGUGAUGAAAUGUAAAAUACUUAAGUACAUAAAUACUGGCUUGAAUUUCUGCACUUUUUACAAGCCUUUCUUGCAAGACGUAGAUAUAGAUGACCAUGUACAUAAUAAAUUGACAUUUCUGGUAUUUUGGAUUGGCUGGACACCAAAAUAUUUCCAGUGGAAUAAUGACAUUAGAGUACAGGUACAAAUUUAUGGUUAUAAAGUGAAAGGCACUACAGAUGCCACACUGCACAGAAUUAUUCCAUAUCCUGUCAUGCUGGAAAAAAAAUGUAAAAUUCCCCUCCCUAUCCCAAAAUCUUGCACCUCAACUCACAUCAGGAGUAAGAGUGAAAAUGUUGGCAAUAAAAUAAAAUAAAACACAAAUAUUCUGUCACUCAGAAUAAUUAAAACAAGGAUAGUGUGCAGCACCAUGUCCAACUUAUAAUGGGAAACAUUUGUAACAGCAAAUGAGUUGAACUUUUGUUUUGGAAUUCAUCUAGGAACAAAUUCAACAAUAUGUUUGUACUUAAGCAUGAAAUAUAAUUUGCCAAUGUCAGAAGUAAAAAAUAGGAGUAAAAUAGUUUUAUAGUACUGCUUCCUACGAUAAAUGAGCACAGAAAAUUAUCAAUUUAUAAUGAUAUUAUCCAUUUUGUGGUGUAAAGUUAUGUAUGUACAUAGUUUAUUAAAUUUAUAUUUUCAUUA
Molecule: messenger RNA, 6128 nt
Organism: Zootermopsis nevadensis
Lineage: Eukaryota; Metazoa; Arthropoda; Insecta; Blattodea; Termopsidae
Gene: ry
Product: xanthine dehydrogenase rosy
Molecular function (GO): xanthine dehydrogenase activity; 2 iron, 2 sulfur cluster binding; molybdenum ion binding
Source: RefSeq, a predicted model, not a curated record